AUGCCGCCGAAGAAGAAUAAUGUCGUGAAUGACAACUCCGUUGACGAGCGAUCUCAGAGAAUCGACGACCGUUUUCACGGAAUUGAUGAACGAUUUACGGAUCUCUCGACGGGAAUCAAUGAAUUACAACUGACAACCAUGAUGGACGAGAUGCAUCGAAAUCGCGACGUGGGUGGCCUGGCACUCGCGAGGGGCAACGCGGUGGUCGGAGAGGUCGGGGUUUUAGCGGGGCUCCCCGCCGACGAUCGCCACCACCACCGCCGACCAGGAUGGCGUGACGAGGCUUCUGGCCACCACGCGAGAGGUCCAUGGCCAGCUGGAGUGGAGAUGGAGGUCGACGGGUUUUUUCGUCGAGGGUUGCCUAUGUCCGACGAUGACGGGUUUGAGGAAGAUGGAGGUGAUCGACAUUGGGGUCACGGGCCUAGGGCAGCAUCAGGGUUCCACCAGCACGGUCAUUUCGGUUAUGCCGAUGGGGCAGACGACACUUGGCAGCAGCGGAGUGAGGGUCAGCGCCCGAUAGAAGGUGGCGAGGACUCGCGUUGGGAGUCAGGGUUUCGGGUUGACAUCCCGGAAUUUCAUGUGGAAUCGGUGUUGGCAUUUAAGGCGGUCCCAGAAGAUAAGCGUGUUGCAUUCAUCACUACUCGCUUUCGUGGUCGAGCUGCGACUUGGUGGAUGCAUAUUACGAGCAUGCGGCAUCGUCAAGGGAAAUCUCCGACUAUUUCAUGGAUGAAAUUCCGACCAUCUACCGGUGGGAUACAACAACAAGGCCGCUUUUUACCGUCUUCGGGUACCGGAGCUAGCCAACCGACGGCAGCCGGGCGAUUUCCGGUGGUUGGGACCGGACCACAGCGGCAGCCGGGGAUAGGUGGGCCGCCGCCAGCGGCGACGGGGCAGCGUAUGGGUGGAGGUCUGUGGUGUUUUGGUUGCGGUGAGCUCGGACACCGCCAAUCGGCCUGUCCACAGGGCUCGACCUCUUGUGGGUUAUUUAUUGAGGAUGGUGGAGAACAAGAGGUGUCGGCAGAUUACGAGGGUCCACCUGUUUUUGAUGUUGAGCCCGGUUUGAGCGAAGAACAUCAUAGGGGGGAUAUGGGCUCGGCACUGGUCCUUCGUAGGGUGUGUUUGACACCCCGUUCUCCCGAUGAUGAGCCUGUUGAACGUCAUCAAAUUUUCGAGUCCACUUGCACCAUUGACAACAAGGUAUGCCGCUUUAUUAUUGACUCUGGUCCGUCUGAAAAUGUUAUAUCACAGGAGACGGUGGACAAAUUGAGACUUUCGAGCGAGCCACAUCCUAACCUAUACAAGUUGGUCUGGAUUCACCGUGACCGUGCGAUUACUGUUAACCGACGGGCUCUUGUCUCAUUAUCCAUUGGGGUGACGUACUGGGACCAAGUGUGGUGCAAUGUAGUGCCUAUGGAUGCAUGCCACUUGUUGCUCGGCAGACCAUGGCAGUAUGACAUAGCUGCUACUCUCGACUGCAGACGUAACACUUACAGCUUCACUUUCGCCGGUGUUCGGAUUACUUCGCAUCCGAGUCCUCUACAUCCUUCACCACCCUCUAGUUCUUCAACUGUCCUUUUUCUUUAUCGGGCAGCCUUUGAGAGCGAGAUGCAUGCGGCACCAUUUGUUCUUUUGGUGACUGGGUCAGACACUAAUGGAGACCAGGAAAUGGCCGUGGCUAUUCAGUCUUUGCUUUCAGAGUUUGCUGAUGUUUUUCCUUUGGAGCUUCCUUCCAGGUUACCACCACUUCGGGAUAUUCAACAUCAGAUUGACCUGAUUCCGGGGGCUUCGUUGCCGAACCGUCCCCACUACUGA
This is a messenger RNA of Striga asiatica, 1812 nucleotides long. The record is from the annotation of a GenBank genome assembly. NCBI's taxonomy places the organism in Eukaryota, Viridiplantae, Streptophyta, Magnoliopsida, Lamiales, Orobanchaceae.